Messenger RNA from Ctenocephalides felis (cat flea), 846 nucleotides. RefSeq names its product ras-related protein Rab-3 (gene Rab3). The record is from RefSeq and is a predicted model, not a curated record. Gene Ontology annotation, molecular function: GTP binding; GTPase activity. The transcript has 5 exons. Gene Ontology annotation, cellular component: synaptic vesicle; plasma membrane; endosome. Gene Ontology annotation, biological process: regulation of exocytosis; protein secretion; protein localization to plasma membrane. Bases 143 to 808 code for a protein of 221 amino acids. NCBI's taxonomy places the organism in Eukaryota, Metazoa, Arthropoda, Insecta, Siphonaptera, Pulicidae.
GUGUGCCGGGAUAAUCGGUUAAAGACGUCCUACGGAACAGAUUUUUGACAAGUUCGUGCGUGUGUGCGUUCCAGGAGAGAAGUGCCUAGACACAAUCGAUAAUUCUCUGACUGCAAAACAGAUUUCAUCCUUCUAACCUCUGAUGGCUGGCGGUGGAGAUCCAAAAUGGCAUCAGAAAGACGCGUCGGAUCAGAACUUCGACUAUAUGUUCAAAUUGUUGAUCAUAGGCAACUCAUCGGUUGGAAAAACUAGCUUCCUCUUUCGUUACGCGGACGACAGUUUCACGUCGGCCUUUGUAUCGACUGUCGGCAUCGACUUCAAAGUGAAGACCGUUUUCCGACACGACAAAAGAGUCAAACUACAAAUAUGGGAUACAGCCGGCCAAGAGAGAUACAGGACGAUAACGACAGCGUACUAUCGUGGAGCAAUGGGUUUCAUUCUGAUGUACGACAUAACAAAUGAGGAAAGUUUCAACAGCGUGCAGGAUUGGGUAACUCAAAUAAAAACGUAUUCAUGGGACAACGCGCAAGUGAUCCUGGUUGGCAACAAAUGCGACAUGGAAGACGAACGAGUCAUUUCGUAUGAGCGCGGCAAACAGCUGGCUGAGCAGCUGAAUGUCCAAUUCUUCGAAACGUCAGCCAAGGAAAAUAUCAAUGUCAAAAACGUGUUCGAACGUCUCGUGGAUAUAAUCUGUGACAAAAUGUCCGAAAGCCUGGACUCAGACCCGACACUGGUUGCAGGUGGUAACAAGGGCACCCGCCUGCAAGAUCCUCCGCAAGGACCAACCGACACGAAUUGCAAUUGCUAAUUAGUCCCUCGACGAAAGUACGCACGCACAAAGAGUAC